UUAUUAUUAUUAGGGAGAGAGGAGAGAAGUCGGCGCCGCAAAGGCCUCUUCUCCGCCUCGACGUCCGCGCGCUGUUCCCCACUACCCCCGGCGCGAAGCGAGACAAGGCGGCGACGAAGAGAGCCACCCCUCCUCAGAGGAUGGUCACCACGGGUGCGCCGGAGGACGUUGCGCUGCCACCUUCCGCGCCCAAGGGGCCCAAAGGAGAGGCGGAGAGGAAACAGAGCGACGCACAGGGAAGAGGAGGAAACGGCGGCGGCGGUGAAGGUGGCGGGGGUGGAGGUAGAGGGAAGAAGCGGAAGAACAAGGAGGUUUUCAUCUACGGGAACUACAGGAACUACUACGGCUACCGAAUUGAUCGCAACGUUGGUGAAGAUCCCCGCCUUGAGAUAUUCAAGAAGGAGUGGUUUGCAGGCAAGGAUUGUCUCGAUAUUGGAUGCAACCAAGGUUUGGUCACAAUCGGUCUAGCGAUGAAGUUUGAGUGUCGAAGCAUCCUGGGAGUUGACAUCGAUAAAGGUUUGAUUGAAACUGCUAACUGGAAUUUAAGAAGGAUAUCUCGAACAGGCAACGUGGCUCCGGAAAGUGCAAAGGUUCAUAACUCGUCAGACUCCACAACUCAGAGCUGUCGAGAAGAAGUGGUAUCUGAGAUGCGAAAUGGAAAUAUCUCUAAGCACGAACAACCUGAUCUUUUUAAAAUUGUCUCUUUUCGGUCUGAAAAUUUUGUACAGAGCACACACAGAUAUGCAGAACAGUAUGACACCAUCAUGUGUUUGAGCGUGACAAAAUGGAUCCACCUGAACUGGGGUGAUGAUGGUAUAACCACUUUGUUUGUGAAGAUAUGGAGUCUUCUAAGACCGGGAGGGAUUUUUAUCAUGGAACCUCAACCUUGGAGCUCGUAUAGGAAAAACAGAUUAGUGUCAGAGGUUGCCAAAGAAAACUUCAAUGAUAUCUGUAUAUAUCCUGAGAAAUUCCGGGAGAUACUUCUGGACAAGGUAGGAUUCAGGUCAGCAGAGGUGAUUACCAACAGAUUGGUUGGUUCUGUUGCUGGUUUUGACCGCCCAAUUGAAGUUUACCACAAAUGAUGGAAUGAGAUUGGUGCUUGCUCUUGCUCAGAGGCUCAUGUGGUGCUUCGGGUGCAUAAGUUUGGUGCUGUGGGAUUGCCCAGAGGCUCAUGUGAUGCUUGGGGUGCAUACGUUUG
This is a messenger RNA of Hordeum vulgare subsp. vulgare (domesticated barley), 1198 nucleotides long. RefSeq names its product probable RNA methyltransferase At5g51130. Bases 141 to 1082 code for a protein of 313 amino acids. Gene Ontology annotation, biological process: snRNA modification. The transcript is spliced from 8 exons. Lineage: Eukaryota; Viridiplantae; Streptophyta; Magnoliopsida; Poales; Poaceae. The record is from RefSeq and is a predicted model, not a curated record. Gene Ontology annotation, molecular function: RNA methyltransferase activity; O-methyltransferase activity; snRNA binding.